CUACUUGCGCCUUUCAAGCGGUCAGACCAGAACACUCAACAGGUUUAGAGACAUCUGACGGGCAUCAGAGAAACGGAUGUACACUGAAACUCGAGGUGCUGCUUGGAAAAUCACAGGUACAAUAACAUGUGGAGUGACUAAUCUGCCCGGACGCCAUAAAAGGAAUGAGAGGAACUUAUGCACACAACAUCACUCUGUGAGCAUCAUUUAGCCAUGCAGAUUUCCAGUGAAACACAGAAUGUGGAAAUAACAAUUCAGCACAUUUUAGAGUGAAAUAAGUCUACAUAAAAUUAAAACAACACAGCAGUGCAUGCAUCAAGUUUGCUGUAAUGAUUCAGGGAAGCCUUAUUAAUUUUAGACACAUAACCUUCAGUAAACAUAAAAACUGUAACUCUAUGAAAGGCACAUAAAGUGUAAGUGCCGCUUUAUACACACAGAGCGUACAUACGAAAAGCAUCUUAACUGAAGUCCCCUUCUAAAAUAAUGUGGCGACUGAAAAGACGCUGGGUGCAGCUGUUGCUGAAGCUCACUGUCGGCCUGGUAUCACUAUGGAUGCUUGCCCUACUCAGUCGCCCCAAAACUGGCUGGGAUCCUGCCUAUAUUCUCAGCUACAGCUGGCUGGAGUAUACAGAUGCUGAUGGCGCCCCAGAGAGAGUGUGCAACUGUUCAGCAAUACUACAAGGGGAGAUGGAUGCAGUGGAGGAGGCCAAAAUACUGAGCAUCACUAAAGCCUUCCGCAAGAGUGUUCAGGUCCCCGAUGAGUAUUACAUUAAUGAAACUCAAGACUGCAGGAAAUUUAUGAUAAGAAGGAAAUAUAUACCAUUUCCAUUAAGCCAGGAAGAAGAGGAGUUCCCUCUGGCUUACUCUAUGGUUGUGCAUCAUAAGGUGCAGAACUUUGAGCGACUGCUUCGAGCCAUCUAUGCACCUCAAAAUAUUUACUGUGUCCAUGUGGACAAAAAAGCAAAGCCAUCAGUCUUUGCUGCCAUCAGUGGCAUUACUUCCUGUUUCCCUAAUGUCUUCUUGGUCAGCCGGGCUGUGGAUGUGGUCUACGCUGCCUGGCCACGCGUCCAGGCUGACCUUAACUGUAUGGCUGAUCUUUAUAACUCCAGCACCAAAUGGAAAUACUUCAUCAACCUUUGUGGCCAGGAUUUUCCUCUGAAAACCAACUUGGAGAUAGUAAGGAUGUUGCAUUCACUGAGGGGUGGUAACAGCUUGGAGUCAGAGCAAAUAGCUGGAGGAAAGAAGUGGAGGAUGUCCAAAGUUCACCAGAUAAUUGAUGGAAAAAUCCAGGGGACAAAUGAGCGAAAGGAACCGCCUCCAUUCAACUUGCCUAUUCUGUCAGGAAAUGCCUACAUGGUGGUUAACCGAGGCUAUGUCCGCAGUGUGUUGGAGGACAAACGAAUACAGGCACUGAUGGAGUGGGCCAAAGAUACCUACAGUCCUGAUGAGUUCAUAUGGGCUACCAUUCAACGAAUCAGUGGUGUUCCUGGAUCAACAUGGCCCAACUCCAAAUACGACAUAACAGACAUCAAUGCGAUUGCGCGGCUGGUGAAGUGGCAAUGGCAUGAGGGGUCACAGAGUUCACUGCAGGCGGUGUACCCAGAGUGUCAAGGCAGCCAUGUCAGGGCAGUAUGUGUGUAUGGUGCUGGAGAUCUCAAGUGGAUACUUGAACAGCACCAUCUCUUUGCCAAUAAGUUUGAUACAGAUAUAGAGCCAAUCGCUGUCUACUGCUUGGAGAAGUAUCUGAGACAAAAGGCACUGGCGGAAAUACAUUAGAUGUGUUUUAGAUUUUUCUGCAACAGUUGAUUAAAAUAAAACUAUUGGUUUUUAGUUAUUUUUCAAUUAAGUUAUUUAAUUAAUUCAUGUGCAAACAGAAAUUUCAUUUUCUAUACUGUUUUAUCCAUACAGGGUCGUGGGAGGGGCUGGAGUGGCCAAUUAACCUGUGCAUGUUUUUGGACAAAAAUUGUAUUAUCAAAACAGUUAACUUGAGGUUAGAAGAGUAUGAUAUUAGAGUAUUAGAAUAAUUUCCAGCAGGAAAAAAUGUAAGCAUGUUAGUAUAAGUGAAAGAAAUACAAAAGUUAAUAAAAUGUUAAUCAACCUGUUAA
Molecule: messenger RNA, 2105 nt
Organism: Scatophagus argus
Lineage: Eukaryota; Metazoa; Chordata; Actinopteri; Scatophagidae
Product: beta-1,3-galactosyl-O-glycosyl-glycoprotein beta-1,6-N-acetylglucosaminyltransferase-like
Exons: 5
Coding region: 484-1776 (430 amino acids)
Cellular component (GO): membrane
Molecular function (GO): beta-1,3-galactosyl-O-glycosyl-glycoprotein beta-1,6-N-acetylglucosaminyltransferase activity
Source: RefSeq, a predicted model, not a curated record